This is a messenger RNA of Dermacentor andersoni, 1639 nucleotides long. Its product is annotated as sulfotransferase ssu-1-like. The record is from RefSeq and is a predicted model, not a curated record. Gene Ontology annotation, molecular function: sulfotransferase activity. Lineage: Eukaryota; Metazoa; Arthropoda; Arachnida; Ixodida; Ixodidae.
UUGCUCAAGAUGAUGAACUAAAGCGAUUGGUAUCCCUCCAUAGACAGGAGCAAUCGAAUUAUGACGCAAGUGUCAAGUCUUUCAGUUUUGCUUUAUUUCCAGAUGAUACAGUGCUGAAAUGCGCAUCUUGAAAACUAUAGUGUAGAAAACAGUAAUCCUAAUCACUGUGCCAUUUUGUGCCCAGUGAUGUAGGUAGCGCAUUUGAUUUUUUUUUCAUUUCAGCGACUGAACGCGCUUUCCCCAGUCCAAAAUGUUGCGCAACAUGUGCAAGACAGUAGACGGCUUCCUCGUCAACGACUUCCUCCACGACGACAACGUGCGGUCGGCUCUUACCUACAGUGCAAGGCCAGACGAUAUCUUUGUGGUGAGCUACCCUAAGUGUGGGACAACUUGGACGCAGUACAUCGCUUUCUGCGUACUCAACAAGGGCCAGCCACCCGAUGACUACACAGAUUUCAUGCUGCGCUCACCGUUCCUCGAACUCCUCGGCGCUGAGUCGGCACAUCGCAUGCGACGGCCAGGUGCUAUCAAGACGCACUUCCCCUUCGACAGGCAACCGUAUCACCCGCAGAGCAAGUAUAUAUACGUCGCUCGGAAUCCCUACGACUGCUGUGUUUCCUACUUCCACCAUGUCCGCGACUCGCCUGUCUACAACUAUACAGAGGCAACGUUUGACGAGUUUGUCGACGUCUUCGUCGAAGGAAAGGUUAGCUGCGGUGAUUACUUUGACCACCUCAGAUCGUGGUACGAGCACAGGAAUGACGACAACGUACUGCUCAUCACCUAUGAAAAGCUCAAGGAAAACACUGCGGGGGCAGUGUUAGAAAUCGCCGACUUCCUGGAUAACCAGUAUGGAGAAGAGCUGCGCCACGACGCCGCACUUUUCGCUCAAAUCACCGAUAUGGUGAGCGCCACCAGCAUGCGCCGAGCAUUCAGCUCAGGCAUCAAGGCCAUCAUACCGAACCUCCUUAGUCUGCCACCCGAGAGAGCUCUUAAGUCCGUCGAAGUGUACAGGAGCGUAUUGAGCAAGAAGCGCAUGUCGUCCGCCAAGAGUGAAUUCAUUCGAAAGGGCGUUGUCGGCGACUGGAGGAACUAUUUCAAAGAGAAGCACAUCGAAAAGAUGAAAAAUUGGAUUGCAUUUAAAACCCACAGCACUGACGUAAUGAAGCUGUGGGAAAACGCUGGAUUACCGUGACUGGAUUCUUGUGACUAAAAGGAAGUGCACUUUUUGUGGACUAUGUGUAAUUAAAGCAUGCCACUGUAGGCUGACACCCUAUCUAUUGCUAUUAUAAUUAAUGUCCAAAGGGAUCAUAUACUUUUACCAUUCUGCCUCUCCUUUCGAGGAGUCACAAUAUGGCUGUUAACGUAAAGUUUGCAUGUUAAGCUACACCAGCACAAAGUGGCACAUAACUUAGUUUUGUAGCUAUGCAUUGAAAAUUUGCUGAAAAGGAUGGCGUACAAAGCACUGCUGGCACGCGCAAGGAAAUAGGGCUCAUAUCCAAAUUAAGAAAAUCUAGGAAGGCAUGAAGGCAGUUUCAAUCUAGGAAGGCAUGAUCGCAGCUGAAAAGUCUAUGGGCCAACCACUUGUAUUAUACAAGAUACUUGUGUAGAAUAAACAUAACUAUUUCCACUGUUAUUA